This is a messenger RNA of Neltuma alba, 1206 nucleotides long. Its product is annotated as pheophorbide a oxygenase, chloroplastic. Lineage: Eukaryota; Viridiplantae; Streptophyta; Magnoliopsida; Fabales; Fabaceae. The transcript has 5 exons. The coding region runs from base 16 to 987 and encodes 323 amino acids. Gene Ontology annotation, cellular component: cytoplasm; chloroplast thylakoid. Gene Ontology annotation, molecular function: chlorophyllide a oxygenase activity; pheophorbide a oxygenase activity. The record is from RefSeq and is a predicted model, not a curated record.
GAUCUGCAUGGCGUUAUGGUUUUGCUUAGGUUGCCUAAUGACUUCGAAAAACCAGAGUUUGCCACCGUGAACAUUCAACGCGAUCUGUUCUAUGGCUAUGAUACUCUCAUGGAGAAUGUUUCCGACCCUUCUCACAUUGAUUUUGCUCAUCACAAGGUGACAGGAAGGAGAGAUAGGGCAAAGCCUUUACCAUUCAAGUUGGAGGGUAGUGGUCCAUGGGGCUUUGCUGGAGCUAACGAUGGGAACCCACGAAUCAGUUCGACAUUUGUUGCCCCUUGUUAUUAUAUGAACAAAAUAGAGAUUAAUAACAAGCUUCCAAUAGUUGGUGACCAAAGAUGGGUAAUAUGGAUAUGUUCUUUCAAUGUCCCCAUGGCACCUGGCAAGACUCGCUCCAUUGUUUGCAGUGCCCGAAACUUUUUCCAGUUCACAGUGCCCGGACCUGCAUGGUGGCAAGUGGUUCCUAGAUGGUAUGAACAUUGGACCUCAAACAAGGUGUAUGAUGGAGACAUGAUUGUUCUUCAAGGCCAAGAAAAAAUAUUUCUUGCGGAGACCAGUGAUGGGUCCGGUGAUGUUAACAAGGAGUACACAAAGCUCACCUUCACACCAACACAGGCAGAUCGCUUUGUCUUGGCAUUUCGAAAUUGGCUAAGGCGACAUGGAAAUAGCCAGCCUGAAUGGUUCGGCCUGAGCAGCCAGCAGCCGUUACCAUCAACAGUUCUAACAAAACGGCAGAUGUUGGAUAGAUUUGAACAGCACACUCUCAAGUGUUCUUCAUGUAAAGGAGCUUAUACAGCAUUCCAGACGUUGCAGAAGAUUCUGAUCGGUGCAACAGUUGUUUUUGGUGCAACGUCGGGGAUCCCUUCAGAGACAUAUCUCCGGAUAGUUCUGGCCGGACUUGCAGUCGCUAGCGCUGGCUUGGCCUUUGCCUUAAACGAACUCCAAAAGAAUUUUGUAUUUGUUGAUUACGUGCAUGCUGAUAUUGAUUAGAAUUUAGACAGUAGACACGCCUCAUAGCCCUUGUAGGAAUCCUGGCGAAUCAAAGCCUUUGCAAAUGGCUGGCUGUAAACAAAGUUUAAAGCUCAACAAACAAAUGUAAAACUGAGAUAUAUAUUCACACUUUUGUGUGUGUAUAUACAGAUGAACACAGCAAAAUCUUAAUCACCGACAUUUUUCUUUUCUUUCUGGCAAAGACUGGAAAGGUUUCAA